Quercus lobata is the source of this 1560-nucleotide messenger RNA. RefSeq lists its product as uncharacterized. The transcript has 2 exons. Lineage: Eukaryota; Viridiplantae; Streptophyta; Magnoliopsida; Fagales; Fagaceae. The coding region runs from base 1 to 1449 and encodes 482 amino acids. Gene Ontology annotation, molecular function: glycosyltransferase activity. The record is from RefSeq and is a predicted model, not a curated record.
AUGGAGGUGGAAACUGACCGCAAAACUCCUACCAAAAGAAAGAGUUCAUUCUACUCAAUCAAACUCAUAAUAUGUGUCUUGGUACUGUUUUUAUUUGUCAUUCUUUUCCAAGCAGAAACAUCUUCUCUUGAUUCUUAUUCCUUAUCACCCACUGCUUCUUCAUGGGCAUUUUUCAAGAAAUGGAAAGGUUUGGCAUUGAAAGCCAACCAUGGUCCAAGUCACUCAGAUAUUACAGACAGUACUAUAAUCUCAAAGCUCCGAGAAUCUGUGACUUUCCUUCCCUUAAAAGACCUCAGGUUUUCUGAGACUGCCAUGUCAGGGAACACUUGGUUUAUGAGCUCCUUGAAUGACACUUAUGAGGAAAAUGAAGCUGAGUACCUCUAUUUCCCUUCAAAAGCAUCAAAGGGAAGGCUUUUGUGCAUCAAGGGUCGUGAUGUAAGAGAUGGCACAAAAAGCUCAUAUGCUUUGGCUUGGCCAGAAAGUCUUCCAGACAAAACUUUGUUCAUGAAGGGCUUGACUUUUCUGUCAGACAGUUACUAUGACUAUGUGAAUUUGUGGCAUGGGGUGUGUGCUAUGGCUCCAUUUGUUGGUUGGUCCAUGAAGAAUGAGUGCUUAAGACCAACAAGAUGGGUACUAUACCAUUGGGGUGAGCUUAGGAAUAGCAUGGGAAAAUGGCUUCAGAACCUAAUGCAAGCAACCUAUGGGGAAGUUUUGGUUGAGGGAUUUGAAAAAGGAGAUGAUGGGCCUUAUUGUUUUGAAAAGGCAAUAGUGAUGAGGCAUAAUUUGGGGAACAUGGGGAAGGAGAAGAAGCUUGAGGUUUUUGAUUUGUUGAGAUGUAAAGCGAGAGGUUUUUGUGGCAUUAACCAAGCAGAUAGAGGGAGAGAAGUCAAUGAAAGAGGGGAGCCAAUCAUAAGGCUAACUUUGCUGAUGAGGAGAGGUUCAAGAUCUUUCAGAAAUGCAAGUGCUGUGACUGACAUAUUUGCAAGGGAAUGUGCAAGAGUGGAGGGUUGCUUGUUGAAGGUAAUUCAGUCAGAGGAUCUUACUUUCUGUGACCAGGUCAAAGUUAUGUCUAACACCGACAUUGUAGCAUCUCCUCAUGGGGCUCAGCUAACAAACAUGCUUUUCAUGGAUAGAAAUAGUAGCAUAAUGGAAUUCUUCCCCAAAGGAUGGUUGGAGCUCGCAGGCUUAGGCCAGUAUGCACAUCAUUGGAUGGCAGACCUAUCAGGGAUGAAACACCAAGGUGCUUGGUGGGAUCCAAAUGGCGAAAAGGAAUGCCCAUUUCCCAAAGAAGAUCCUGAAUGCUUUACCUUCUAUAAAGAUGGCAAGGUUGGUCAUAAUGAAACCUUCUUUGCAGAGUGGGCAAGACGUGUCCUCAAGCAAGUAAGGAUAAGCAAGCUGGAACAAGCCAACAAGAGUACACCUCUGAAAUCAAGCGCUUGUAUAUGCUAAUCCUAGUUGUUCAUUUUAGUUUUUACUUCUUCACUAAAAGUGCACAAGUGGAGGUAAUAUAUGGAAGGGACGACAGUUCUUUCUUUGAUACAAAAUACAAAAAUCAUUUCA